Messenger RNA from Copidosoma floridanum, 476 nucleotides. RefSeq lists its product as uncharacterized. The record is from RefSeq and is a predicted model, not a curated record. Lineage: Eukaryota; Metazoa; Arthropoda; Insecta; Hymenoptera; Encyrtidae.
AUGGGUGUGGAUGGUGUAAACAUCCAGGUUCCCACCAAAAUUUCCAGAUUAUCAAGGGCAUUAGACGACAAAAGUUGGUGGAAAGCCAAAGAAUUUGAAAAUUGGUUGUGGUACUAUUGCAUACUAACAUUAUCGUGCAUUUCACACAUGUCCCCGUACGUGAACAACUUUUCUUUACUAGCACAUGGAUAUUAUUUAUUGAGUAUGAACAAAGUCAGUCAUAUGCAAGUCCUGGUUGCCAGGUAUAAGUUAUUUAAAUUUGUUGCUGAAACCGAAGAAUUGUAUGGACCAUCAGCGAUGAGCUUCAACGUUCAUCAGUUGAUGCACCUAGCACAAAGCGUCUUAGAUUAUGGUCCACUUUGGAGUCAUAGUGGUUACUGCUUUGAAACUGGAAACGGGCAACUAUUACGAAAAGUGCACGCAGCCAAAGGGGUGAUUCAUCAGUUAUGCAGGACUUUAAAUAUGAAACAAGCUGA